AUGAACGCAAAAGAAGAAUGGAGAGAACGAGAGGAGUGUCUCAAGACGCUUUUUGAAGAGGAGAAAACAUUGAGGACAGCAGAACAAGCUAAAAGAGAGAAGCUGGAAAAACAAGUUGCGGAGCUCAUCAACACACUAGAGGCAAUGCAAGGUGAGACGAGGAAGGAAAGGAGGCCUCCGAGCCCGCACAUGACGCAAGAAGGGGAGGGGAGGAUACAGGAGACAGACCGGGUCAAGCAAAAGGGAUGGAUGGCACCCCUGACAGAUCAACGAAACCCCCAGGUCGGAAACGGAACCCCAAAAAGGGUAGACGAGGACAGCGAAGCGACAGUCCAGAACGGGGAGAAGGCAAUCAGGGUAGAAAAUGAAGGAACGACAGACACUGAGGAAGUGACAAGCAUGGACACAGACAGACGAACAACCCUGGGGCAAGGACAACAGGAGCGAUUUGAGGGGGUGCAUGCUCAGCUAGCUGAGUUAGUGAGGCAAUCGGAGGCAGACAGGACUGUGAUUAGCCUCCUCGCGCAGCGGAUAGAGAGUCUAGAGAACGAGAGGCAGAUCGAGGCAGCGAGGUACACGAGAUUGGAGAGGAGGAUGGAGAUGCAAGUUAAAGAACCGACAGAAAUUGAGGAAGAGGACACGGUGCCGGAGGUGAAGGGAGAAAGCAUAGUGCCAACGACAGCCGGCCAAGAACAAGCCCAGGACAACAUGAUAUCACCAGGGCGCCAGGAGGACAAGGCGACAUCACCAGGGUGCAAGGGGAGAGACGGGGUCGAGCUUGUCGGCAGCUGGAAUAAGAGGGACAGGGAAAGGAAGGCAAAAGAUAGCCAGGAGCACUCGGCAAAGUCGAGUAACAACGGAGAGCAGAGAUCAGCCGGAGUCCCUGUCCACCUCACAGAACCAAGACGGACUCGAGUCCCUACCCAGCCCACAGAGCAGAAGAGGGCAGGGUCGACACCAAUGAGACCACCAAAGGGGGUCAAGAGAGAAGUCAUUGUGGCAGGAGAUGGAAAUGUGGGAAGAUUUGCGUCGGCGCUGGUCCAGGAAGUGGGGGUGAAGGACAGUGUUGAAUUUCUCUACCAAAGGGCAGCGACCGUGGACCAGGCUCACGAGGCUAUCCGGGAGUAUGAGGGACAGGCCCGAAAACUCCCUAGGAAAUAUGUGCUCCACUUGGGCCUCAACGAGGUAUUGCAGGGCACAGUUGAAGACCUGACGGCUAAGUUGGAAGAAACAUGGAAAGGACGGGGGGCUGAGCUGGUCAUUUGCUCGAUACCAGAGGUGUCUAGCCGGGGUAAGGAGAUGCAAGCUGGUGCACGGAUACGGGUAAUGUGCGUAAGGAUCAAGGCACGUUUCCUGGACAUGGAGCCGGUACUAAAUCCCAGGUGCUUCACAAAGGAGGGCACGCUGUACUCAAAUGAGGGAGAACAGCGAGUGACAAAGAAGAUUGCGGGUAUGAUAGCCUCUUUUUUAGGGCAGCAGACCCGCCAAAAGACAUCCCAAAAUGCCAGCGAGAGAAGGAAACUACCCAGCGUAGACGUCCUAUGGGAUGUAUUAGAACAACUGGUAAAGAGUCGGCGAAACGAGCAACCCGUGCGAAGUACCGGCCGCAGGCAGUAGCCGGAUGUGAGGGGGAGCGAACAAUGGAGGACGAGAGAGGGAGAAGGGGACCCCCAACAAAUAGUGAAAGAAGGAAACACGGGGGGGCAACAGGUCGGAAAGCCAAAGGGCGAAAUAGGAGAGCGAAGAAAAGGCGGAGAGAAGUAAGGAUGGCUUUUCUAAACAUGCAGGGAGCAAGAAGAGCGGGAAAAUGGGAAGAGGCUUUCCAAAUGCUUCAAGCGGCCGGACGGCAUUGGUGUCUUCGGAGUGGCAGAGACGCAUCUUAGGGAUGAAGAAAGGCCCCCAGAGUGUGAAGGGUGGGUCUGGGAAGGAUGUAACAGAGAGGGUAAAGGGAGGAGAGGGGUGGGGUGGCGUUUUUCAAUGGGCCAGGAUAGCAGAGACAGAGCCCAGAGUGUCAAGAACACUUGUGGAUGACGGGGAGAAUAGCAGGGCAAGAGGUGGCAGUUUUAGUGGUCUAUUUGUGGACCGGGACAUG
Molecule: messenger RNA, 2092 nt
Organism: Ixodes scapularis (black-legged tick)
Lineage: Eukaryota; Metazoa; Arthropoda; Arachnida; Ixodida; Ixodidae
Exons: 1
Coding region: 1-1617 (538 amino acids)
Source: RefSeq, a predicted model, not a curated record